AUGACGGUCGGUAUUGUUACACUAUUGUAUGCUGCUGAGUAUUUGCCAGGUGUUUUCACCUUAGGAUAUCGUGUUAAAAGUUUGAUGUCAUGUUUUGAUACUGAUUACAGGUUAGUAUUAUUGAUAACUCCGAAUGUUCUCAGAGAGGCUUCUGAUAAGAUUAGGCAUGUUCUUGAGGAGCUUUAUGAGGAUAUUGUGGAGAUAGACAAUCGAGAGGUAAGCAGUAAGAGUGUUUUAACUAGGAAUAGGGUCAAUUUGGAACUGUUGGACAGACCAGAGUUGGCGCACACAUUUCAUAAGUUACAACUCUGGAAGUUGACUCAAUUUGAGAAGGUGCUUUAUCUUGAUAGUGACGUUUACCCUUUGCGAACCUCCUUCUAUGAAGCCAUCUAUCAUGUUACUGGACAGACUGAGACGCAGUUACUUGCAGCUCCUGACUGCGGGUGGCCGGACUUGUUUAAUAGUGGUGUUAUGGUCCUAGUACCCAGUAUGAAAAAAUACGAAGAAUUGCUUCAGCAUUUAGAUACUGCAUUGUCAAUCGAUGGGGCAGACCAAGGCCUUUUGAACUUGUUUUUCAACGAGUCAUGCCAUCAGAAUACGUUAGAAAACGAAUGGGUAAGGUUGCCCUAUUUGUACAACGUUACCGUGCCAACCGUGGGUUAUCAGGCGACUCCAGCAGUUAGGUUCUUCGAAAAUAAGGUAUCUAUGGUACACUUCAUUGGAAAUAAUAAACCCUGGGUUAACAGAGGCCAAGGUGAUACUUACAAGGACCAGUGGUGGAGCACCUAUAAUGAGUUCCUAGACAAACAUUUCCAUGAAUUUUAUCAUUCCACAGAAAAUUUGGAGCAACAGCUAACUUGCGUUUCCCUUACUGGCACACCUGCAUCCGAACUCCACAAUUCCCACACUUGGGAUGCCACCAAGGGUCCGCCUCUCGAGAAUGCCACGCCUGAAGCAUAUCUGUUGAAUUUAACGGAGUCCUAUAACUGGAAUGCCGCAUCACCCGUAUUACUGCCUGAUGAUAACUACCUGCCUAUCCCUGCUCCGUCGGUUAUUUGUGAUACAACACCUCGCCGGGUAACGGAGCCUGGUAAGCUAGAUGAACCUUUUGUUUUCAAACGGCCCCCUGUCCAUAAUCUAGCACAACCGCUUCAGAAAGAUUUACAGGCUUCUCCUACCGUAAUAACCAAUACCUGUCAAAAACAGCCCUCCCCUGUCUCAACCACAUCUCCUGAAGCAUUGAAAUUAGUAUUCCCGUGGGAGUCAUAUAAAACUACCCCUACUAGGGUUUUCCCCGAGUAG
Eremothecium cymbalariae DBVPG#7215 is the source of this 1302-nucleotide messenger RNA. RefSeq names its product glycosyltransferase family 8 protein. Gene Ontology annotation, molecular function: glycosyltransferase activity. Gene Ontology annotation, cellular component: cytoplasm. The transcript has a single exon. Bases 1 to 1302 code for a protein of 433 amino acids. NCBI's taxonomy places the organism in Eukaryota, Fungi, Ascomycota, Saccharomycetes, Saccharomycetales, Saccharomycetaceae. The record is from RefSeq and is a predicted model, not a curated record.